Pyricularia pennisetigena is the source of this 1539-nucleotide messenger RNA. RefSeq lists its product as uncharacterized. The transcript is spliced from 5 exons. Gene Ontology annotation, cellular component: protein farnesyltransferase complex. Gene Ontology annotation, molecular function: protein farnesyltransferase activity. Lineage: Eukaryota; Fungi; Ascomycota; Sordariomycetes; Magnaporthales; Pyriculariaceae. The annotation marks the transcript as partial. The record is from RefSeq and is a predicted model, not a curated record. Gene Ontology annotation, biological process: protein farnesylation.
GCAGCCCACCUUGGCGAAGCCGCCCGCAAUGGGCACCGCUGUUCAUCCAGUGACAUGAGACAUCUUCACACAAAGAACUUGCGCCGCCGGGCUAUAUUUCUUAGGACCACCCCAAGAGGAAAGAUGGAUUCUUCCUCCUCUGUCGCGACCUCCACUUCUUCCACUUCCAAGCAUCGAUUUGUUCAGUCGUCAGAGGAAACGCCAUCAGCAGGCGGCGACGAUAUCGAAGAAGUCAUCAUGACUCCAGGUAUAGCCACAGGGCGCGUGCAGCCCGCAGUGUCGGUCGCAAUCCCGGAUCUUUUUACUCAGCUUCCACCGGUCAAGGACGACCUUGCAACCACCACCUCCAAGGCGCAGGACGAGACAGUGGCGAUAUGCCUCCCUUACUUGGCGGGCAGUGACGCCAACGCAGACGUGGAGCACAACGUCCACGGCGUGCCGCACAUUGAUCGCAGGAAGCAUGUGCGCUUUCUCCGCAACAUGCUGAGGCAGUUGCCUGCGCCAUUCAUAGCAGCCGAUGCCAGCAGACCCUGGUUUUUAUACUGGUCGCUCAACGCCAUGGCCAUUCUGGGCGAGGACGUCAGGGAAGACUACGCCGAACCACUGGCCGACACCGCAAGGUCAAUGCAGAACGAGUCUGGUGGCUUUAGUGGCGGCCAUGGGCAAACUUCCCAUUUGGCAACUACCUAUGCCGUCGUGCUCGCUCUCGCUGUUGUCGGUGAUGAGGAUGGUCUCUCCCUUAUCGACAGGAGAGCUUUGUGGAAGUGGCUAUGUGAUCUGAAGGAGGCUGACGGAGGCUUUCGGAUGUCUUUGGGUGGAGAGGAAGAUGUCAGGGGUGCAUAUUGCGCGGCAGUCAUUAUAUCCCUGCUUAACCUUCCGCUUGAUCUAUGCAAGGACUCGGAGGCAUACAUCAGAGAUCCCACCGCAAAUCUAUUCACCGGCUUAGGUCAAACGUUCGAGGGGGGCAUAUCAGGCCAACCGGAUGCAGAAGCUCAUGGCGCAUACGCCUUUUGUGCCCUGGGGUGUCUCUCUCUCCUAGGAACGCCAAGCGAGACUAUUCCCAAGUAUCUUAACGUCGAGCGGCUCAUUUCUUGGCUUUCUUCACGACAAUACGCUCCCGAGGGCGGGUUUUCGGGUCGCACCAACAAGCUUGUCGAUGGUUGCUACAGCCACUGGGUAGGGGGCUGUUGGCCAUUGAUAGAAGCAUGCCUCAACGGACCUGUCAAGGUUGGAAACCUUGACCGGGAACCACAACCACUCUUCAGUCGUGAGGGCCUCAUUCGAUACAUUCUCUGUUGUUGUCAGGAGCAGGGGAAACGGGGCGGUCUGCGCGACAAGCCCGGGAAUUCCGCGCAAACCCGGUGGCAGCUCGUUCUCGGGGAUGACGAAAUGCCCGCCUGGAUGGUUUCACCGUUCCCGAACGAGGAAGAGAUCUUUGACGAGAAAGACCGGGUAGGCACGGUCCAUCCGGUCUACGUCAUACCUGAAGACAAGGUUGCCAAGGUUCAGACCUACUUUGCUUCAAGAGAUGGAUUCUAA